Molecule: messenger RNA, 2664 nt
Organism: Aspergillus calidoustus
Lineage: Eukaryota; Fungi; Ascomycota; Eurotiomycetes; Eurotiales; Aspergillaceae
Source: the annotation of a GenBank genome assembly
AUGCUCCCUGAAUUCCUGCAGAGUAGUUACGCUCGCUACAAAGAGGACACCAAUACAUUUGCAACAUGGCUGCUGGAGACAGCCAACCAAUGUGGCUAUCAACCACCGACCUUCUCUGCCACUGUUCCUGCCGCGAAGAAGGGGAAAAGUAAAGGCAAAAAGGGCGACUCCGAUGAUGCUGCAGAUGCAGUUCUUUAUAGUGUUACUACCAAAGAUCUGCAAAAACUCGCCGAUGUGGUCGCCGAUUCCGCUCUUACGGUCCCCAGGUCCGUCCUGACGAUCGCCAAACGGGCCAUCAAGUUGAGAAAGGCGGUCACUUCGUGGUUCUUGGGCCAGGGCGACGCCGCGGGGAACAAGGGUCAUGCGCAUUUUAUCACUGCGCUGGAGAAGAUCUGUGAGACCCUUGAAUGGAAGAUCAACCAGGCCUCGGGGAAGCCGGACGCGAAGAAGUCGCCGCAGCCCCCGACUGUCGAUGAGCAAAGUGACGACGCUGAGGCUGCCGCAUUUCUUAACAGAUUUGCUGUUCUCACGGUGGAGGAGCCUCAGGACACUGCGGCGCCGACACAACCAGCAUCACCUAAAUCGAAGACGAUCGUCAAAGUGACGGUCGUUGAAGAGGACGAUCAUGAGGCGGCAGACUCAUAUCUCGGUCACUUGUUCUUCAAGACCUUCUGCUUGCUUCAGGACCUACAUAAUAUGCGCAAGUUCCUCUCCAUCACAUGGUCCGAGUAUCGGAAUGGGAAAAUUGAUCUGAUGAACGCCGCUGUCGUGACUGACAGUGCAUUGCGACUCGCCCGCGAUCUUGUCAAAGACUUGGAGGCCGACUGGCGCACUUGCCUUACGAUUGAAGGUGACAACAAUGUCCAGAAUCUGGUUUUCAAUCUUGCUGUUAUGAACCGUGGUAGUUCUGAAGCUCCAUCGACAGAGAUUGGCUUGCCAUACAACAAGGACAUGGCUGAUGUCGCCGAAUGGUGCUACGUGCCAACCAUGGCCCUCCUCGAGUCAUUCGCAGCCGUUCUCCAGGACAAUCAUCUGCCAGUCUUUAAAAAGGGUCAUUUCGGCUCCUACGAUCCGAAAGCGGACAGAGAGCGUAUGCCUCUGGGUGAGAGAUUCAACGAGGACAAAAUGAUCCUCAUGUCGAUCCUGCCCGAGUUCUGCAUGCUGGAUGCAUUCAAGGUCCAGAUGCCGGUGGAAGAUGUACUAACGCGUGGCCUUGCGGAAUUCGCCAAAACCAAGCGCGUGACUCUAUGGCUUUGCUUUGCGUCCCAGAUCUUCCUUGACGUUCACCAUACCAUGCGACACAGCACCCUGGGUGCAUUUGCGGACCUUCGGAUGUCGGGACUUCGCAUCAUGAAGAGUAUCAAGGAGUACCAGCAACUGUCCAGAACCCACCCGCCGCCCACGUUCUGGCCCGAGGAGGGUGACAGGGAGAUUCAAGGUAUAAGCAACGCUGUCGAGUCAUGGAUCAUACAGGAUCUGUUCCUUGAUCUCCGGACACGGUCCGGACUCGACAGAGUUGGGCCCCAGCCGGAAAAGCACGCACUCCUCUCACAGCACCCUAUCCUUUGCGGCUUAUUCCUCUUUAACCUCAACCUCCGCAUGCAGUUUGUCGGCCAGCAGCUCGUCACGCAAUGGUACGACGUCCAACAAUUGGCCUUUUUGUACAACCUCGUCGUAAAGUCCUCCCCAGUGCACAAGGACCUACAAUGGCCCGAUAUGGACGCGUUUAUCAAAAUCCACGGGGAAUCUCACAUCUUCAUCGGCUCGCGGCCCACAAACGCCGCGGAAUCGCUGCAGCGCCUCGAGCUGGCCACGGGCAUCUCCUCCGCGACAAACUUUGCCCGCGACUCUCGAAACAAAUCCGAAUGGCACAAGCCCAACGGCAAGGACGCGCGCGUCCUCACGCCCACGAGCGCAGUCGCGAACCUGUUUUUCGAGCAGUACGUCAGCGGCCCCGAUCCUUUCGCAGGCGAGGCAGCCGGACUCGCAGGCUUCGACACGAUCCUCGACCAACUCUCGCAGCAGAAAUCGAAACUGGAAUCAUCCACACUCACCAAGAAACAGAAACAGCGCCAGCAGCAGCUUCAGAAACGACCAAAUCCAGAACUCAGCAUCGCGCGCCACUGGUCUCACACGCACAACAUCGACACGCUACACCUCCUCGCCUUCCUCAAGACGAAACUCUUUGAGGAAGAGCCGGUCAUCUUGUACAAUUAUUUCGGGAUGCACAAGCGCGCCGUCGAGUUACUGCGCCUCAUCCGCGAUAAGGAACACCAUAAAUUCGCGCAGUAUUUCACUGCAGGAUAUAUGCCCGAUGACUCGUUCAUCUCGAAUAUCGUCAUCCUCAUCCAUCAUGUUGCGCGCGGGUCCGCGCAGAAUGCGCGCGCCAUGGGACUCGGGUCACGUGGGGACAAUGAGAUCUGUAGUCGGAUUGUGGUCAGCGCUGCCGAUGUGAUGCGCGGGUACCUGGCGAAGAAUGGGGCGAUGGCGUGCAAGGAGCUCCGGGUGUUUUGCAAGAAUAAAAAGGCGAUAGUGCCAGAUGGUGGAGAUGAUUAUCGGGCCAAGGAGGACGCCGACCAGCUCGUGUAUUCUUGGUUGAGUCUGGAGGAUGUUUUGGGUCCCAAGGGUGUUGCUUCGCUCCAGACUGGGAUUCCCAUUGCGUGA